CGCCUGCGCGCCGGGCUCUCGGAGGGACGUGGCCCGGUUGCCUGGGGCCGGAGAGGCGCGGCGAGCUCAGGGGCAAGGCAGCGGGACAGGCCGGGUGAGGAGCUCCGAGGCGGCGGCGGCUGCGGGCCGGGCUGCACGGGAAGCCGAUGUUCGCGCUCCGGCCCCGCGGCCAACGCUUCCAAGAAGCUACAACUGGAAGGGAAAAGGGAUAUUUUAGGUGAAGUCCAAUGUCUAGCACAGGUGGCGACAGACAAGGUUGCAGGAAAGCUGAGUUCUACUCUCUCAUGGGUGAAGAACACUGUAUCGCAUACUGUCAGUCAAAUGGCCAGUCAGGUGGCAAGUCCAUCUGCCUCAUUACACACUACAUCCUCCUCUACCACUCUUUCUACUCCAGCACUAUCACCAUCCUCACCAACGCGGUUGAGUCCAGAUGAUUUAGAAUUAUUAGCUAAACUAGAGGAACAGAACAGACUGUUGGAGACAGACAGCAAAUCCUUGCGUUCAGUAAAUGGGUCAAGAAGAAACAGUGGCUCCUCCCUUGUAUCCAGUUCAUCAGCUUCUAGCAACCUCAGCCAUCUCGAAGAAGACUCCUGGAUUCUUUGGGGAAGAAUUGUAAAUGAAUGGGAAGAUGUACACAAAAAGAAAGAAAAGCAAAUUAAGGAGCUUGUUCGAAAAGGGAUACCCCAUCAUUUUAGAGCAAUAGUUUGGCAGCUUUUAUGCACUGCUCAAAGCAUGCCAAUAAAGGAUCAGUAUUCAGAGCUUUUGAAAAUGACUUCUCCUUGUGAAAAACUGAUAAGAAGGGACAUUGCUAGAACAUAUCCUGAACAUGAUUUUUUUAAAGAAAAAGACAGUCUUGGGCAGGAGGUUUUAUUUAAUGUUAUGAAGGCUUAUUCUUUAGUGGAUCGUGAGGUUGGAUACUGUCAAGGAAGUGCUUUUAUAGUUGGGCUGCUGCUUAUGCAGAUGCCAGAAGAGGAAGCAUUUUGUGUGUUUGUCAAAUUAAUGCAAGAUUAUAGACUUCGAGAACUCUUUAAACCAAGUAUGGCUGAGCUGGGCCUUUGUAUGUACCAGUUUGAAUACAUGAUACAGGAGCAACUACCAGAACUUUAUGUGCACUUUCAGUCUCAGAGUUUCCAUACUUCUAUGUAUGCUUCAUCAUGGUUUUUAACUAUCUUUCUUACAACUUUUCCACUACCAAUUGCAACAAGAAUAUUUGAUAUCUUUAUGUCUGAGGGUUUAGAAAUAGUAUUUCGAGUAGGUUUAGCAGUUCUUCAGAUGAACCAGGCUGAAUUAAUGCAACUUGACAUGGAAGGGAUGUUACAGCACUUUCAAAAGGUCAUUCCACAUCAGUUUGACAGUGGCCCAGACAAACUAAUCCAAGCAUCUUACCAAGUCAAAUACAAUGCGAAAAAGAUGAAAAAGUUAGAAAAGGAAUACACUACAAUAAAAACUAAAGAAAUGGAAGAACAAGUUGAAAUUAAAAGACUACGAACAGAAAACAGACUCUUAAAACAGCGCAUUGAAACACUAGAAAAAGAAAGUGCUUCCUUGGCAGAUAGAUUGAUACAGGGACAAGUGACAAGGGCCCAGGAGGCUGAGGAAAACUACCUCAUAAAACGGGAGCUAGCCACCAUCAAACAGCAGAGUGAUGAGGCCAUUACUAAACUGGAGCAAGCUGAGAAUACCGUCAGGGAGCUCCAGCAGCAACAAUGGCAUAAGUGCAGUUCCCGCUACAGUGAAGACUUUGUGCUACAGCUGGAAAAAGAGUUGGUCCAAGCCAGACUAAGUGAAGCGGAAUCCCAUUGUGCUCUGAAGGAGAUGCAAGAUAAGGUUCUAGAGAUGGAAAAGAGGAACAGUUCUUUACCUGAUGAGAAUAAUGUUGCCAGACUCCAAGAAGAACUGAUUGCUGUGAAGUUGAGAGAAGCAGAAGCUUUGAUGGGCCUAAAAGAACUUAGACAGCAAGUCAAGGAUUUGGAGGAACACUGGCAGCGUCAUCUAGCUCGCACUGCUGGAAGAUGGAAAGAUCCAUCCAGAAAGAACACUGCGAAUGAACUGCAAGAUGAAUUGAUGACAAUCCGAUUGAGAGAAGCAGAAAGUCAGGCAGAUCUAAAAGAGAUGAAACAAAGAAUGAUGGAGAUGGAAACACAGAACCACAUCAACAGUAACCAUUUACGGAGGGCAGAGCAAGAGGUGAGCAAUCUACAAGGAAAGGUGCAAUAUCUUUCUGCGCAGAACAAAGGGCUUCUUGCUCAGCUGAGUGAAGCAAAACGUAAACAAGCAGAGACUGAGUGCAAGAACAAGGAAGAAGUGAUGGCAGUGAGACUCCGUGAAGCAGACAGCAUAGCAGCUGUGGCAGAACUCCAGCAGCACAUUGCUGAACUGGAAAUCCAGAAAGAAGAAAGAAAAAUUCAAGGGCAGCUUAAUAACUCUGACUCUAACCAGUAUAUUAGAGAACUGAAAGAUCAGAUAGCAGAGCUGAAUGAUGAGAUCAGAUGCCUAAAAGGCCAGAAAGGCUUCUCAGACCAACCCACUUUUGAUGGGAUUCACAUUGUCAACCAUUUGAUAGAUGAGUCAUUUCAUUCUUCUGAUGAAGAUUUUAUAAGUAACUCCAUACAGGAGGGUGGGGUCCAUUUUCAUUUACACAGAAGGACUGGACAGAUGACUUUGGACCCACCUGUGAUAGAUAGCAGUGACAGUGAUACUGAAGACGGUGUCCUAGAUACUGGGGAUACGGACAAGAUUAUUCCAAAGCGAAAGAACCAGCAAAGACUGGAAUCCUACUCUACUACUGUGUGAUGAUCACUGUGACUAGCAUCUAAGACUUCAGCAUUCUUUUAAGGGUUAGGUUGUCAAAUGACUAAAAAUGCCCAGCUCUUGGAUUAGAUAGCUAUUGUGGCUUGUCUGACAUAUUUUAUAUAUAAUAUAUGUAUAUAUGUAUACACACUUUACUGUUUGCCUUCUACCUUUGCCAAAUUGUCAUCACUGACAUACUAGAGAGUAGGUUGGGAAGAAGUUGAUGGAUGACACUUCUAACAGUAUUACUGAUUGUUCCUUGUUUUAGAAAAUGCAAAUAUAUAAUUUCUUUAAAUGCAUAACAAUUUUGCAGUUCCUAAACUUGGGAAAUCUUUUCUUCAAAAGAAACUGCUCUUGUGCAAUAUUUUAUACUCCGUGAACAAAUGUGUUCUUUUUACAUUGUUAUCCAUUUGUGAUCAAGAUGGACGUUAGCAGACUGGCUGAUCAUGGUGUCUGAUUAUUUUUUGUUGUUUGACUGUUUGGUUUUAAUUAAACAUAACUAUUAUUGGAGACCCAUAAAAGGCUCCAAACACAAGCCUUUAUUUCUUCUGUUUUUAAAUACAAAUUAAUGGUCACAAAUGUCCAAAAGGUUUUUAAAAUCAUUCUGACUUUUAAUUUUUGUGCAUCUGCUUUUGAUUUGUUGCUAAUAAAAAAAAAAAAAAAAACACCCUGGUCAAAGUAUGUUAACUACAAUAAUGUUUAUUUUGUACAUGUUUAUAUCUCUCUGCAGCAAGCUGAAUAUGUAUAUUACACAUUUAAUAUGAGGAAUGUAAAUGUUGCAAAAUGACUAUUCUUGGCAUUCUAACAGGAAGAUGAAUUCUGUAUAUGCAUAUUGAUAGUGAGUUACAAAAUUGAGGCAAAACACUCAUCUUACAUUUAAUCUCUGUUUAGCUACUGACACUAGCAGGUUCAUGUCUAACUAAAAUGCUUUUUCACAAACACUAAUGACUGAACUUUUAACUUCAUAUAUAUAUAUAAAAAACUAUAAUAAAUUUUUCAUGAUUUAA
Chelonia mydas (Green sea turtle) is the source of this 3797-nucleotide messenger RNA. It is a transcript of the gene EVI5, whose product is annotated as ecotropic viral integration site 5. The coding region runs from base 322 to 2793 and encodes 823 amino acids. Lineage: Eukaryota; Metazoa; Chordata; Testudines; Cheloniidae. The record is from RefSeq and is a predicted model, not a curated record. The transcript has 21 exons.